GGCGAAGGGUGACGACAGGGGCGGGGUCUGACUUGUAAACAGAAAGUAUGGCUGCGGCUGGGGGUCUCGGUGUCUUGCAGGGAUGCGGCGUCCGUUUGGCGGCCGCUUACUUUGCCCGGGUGGGUCAGGGGAUGGCGGCAGACGGCUCGGGGCCGCGAAUGGGCUCGGUGUUGUGGCGUCAUGGCUGCACUUCCUCGAGUGCUGGGUUAGGCCUCGGCAGGAGCUACGGUACGGAGGCAAAAGGAGAAGAAGAACUGAGAGUCCGAUACCUGGAGGAAGAGAAUAAAGGAAUUGUGGUGCUUGGAAUAAACCGAUCUUCUGCCAAAAAUGCUCUCAAUAAAAAUCUUAUAAAAAUGCUAUCAAAAGCCAUGGAUACUUUAAAAUCUGAUAAGAAAGUGCGGACUGUUAUAGUCAGGAGUGAAGUCCCUGGAGUAUUCUGUGCUGGUGCAGACCUUAAGGAAAGAACUCAAAUGAAUUUAAAGGAAGUUAGUUCUUUUGUCUCCAAAUCAAGAGCAUUAAUGAAUGAAAUGGCUAAUCUUCCAGUGCCAACUAUUGCAGCAAUAGAUGGGAUCGCUUUGGGUGGUGGCCUUGAGUUGGCUUUAGCAUGUGAUAUAAGAAUAGCAGCCUCUUCUGCUAAAAUGGGCUUGGUUGAAACAAAAUUGGCUAUCAUUCCUGGUGCAGGAGGAACACAGAGAUUACCUCGUGCCAUUGGCAUGGCUCUGGCAAAGGAAAUGAUCUUCUCUGCUCGUGUAUUGGAUGGCCAGGAAGCAAAAUCAAUUGGAUUGAUCAGCCAUGUUUUAGAACAAAAUGAAAUGGGAGAUGCUGCCUACAGAAAAGCAUUAGCCUUAGCAAGAGAAUUUUUACCUCAGGGACCUGUAGCAAUGAGAGUGGCAAAACUAGCCAUCAAUCAAGGCAUGGAGGUGGACUUAGUCACAGGUUUAGCAAUAGAAGAAGCCUGUUAUGCUCAGACUAUUCCAACUAAAGACAGACUUGAAGGUCUUCUGGCUUUUAAAGAAAAAAGACCCCCUCGUUUCAAAGGAGAAUAAAAGACAUAGAAGCUUUGUCAUUCAUAUAUGAUCUUUCUAUUUCUGGAAGUAUUUUUCUGGUAUAUCUUGAGGCAAAUGGACUUAUAACCACCAAAAUGAAAAGCAAGCUAUUCAUAGAAUGCAUUUGGAAUGUGCCCAUUCAUGUACUUCACUUAAGUAUAUACACUGUUAUGUUCAUUUGAAUUUAUGAAGAUAGCUAUAUGUACUAACUCAAAGCCAGAUUUUUUUAAUUUCAUGUGUUAUUAGAUAUCCCAUUCCUAAUUUUUAAAAUGUGAAUGAUUCCUAUAGAACAAACCUAAAAUACAUUAAAUAUGUGUCAUAUUGCAUCGGGAAAAAAAAAGGUGAACUUCUAUAUACCAAAAAUAUGAGAUAUACCAAAUAAGGUUUUAAAAGAUUAUGUAGAUUUCAUAUACAUGUGUUAAUAUACCUAUAAUUCAGAAGGAAAUUAAAAGAUAAUUUGUAAGUUGUGAAAAUAUAAAUAAAGUUCGUGAAAUGAAGCUAUAUCUGCUUUUAAAUUACCAAUGUCUCAUUUUUUAUUAAAUCAUUCCAUAUCAACUUUUCAGAGAAAUAAAUUGAAACAGAUCAAGUAAAUAUAGAAAAACAGAAGAAAAAAUUAGCAGUUGAUCAGCCAAUUUCAGGCUGCAUGAUCAAAGCAAUAUGCUGCAGUGGACAAAAUCCAAGAUGAUUUGGAAUCCAAGAACCUGGUUUCAAAUUGUACCUUCUUAAUACUUAUAUGACUUUAGGCAAGCCAGUUAAGCUCUCUGCUUCACUUUUCUCAUCUAAAUGGUGUUUGAAGUACUGUUCCUCUCUAGAUCUAUGAUGGUAUGCUGAAUAAUAUUAAACUAACAUGUUCAAACACUAAAGACCAAAAGGCCUUUUUAAGGUUUCUAGAAACAGAAGUAGCAUACUCCUCCCAACACACAGAUACACACGCAUGCACAUUUUUUGUUGCUAUUUUUUGGUUUCAUAUCACCUUCAUUUCCUGGAAAAACAUCCCUUAUAUAACAAAGAAUACAAGGGAGAUUGGAAGAGGGAGGAAAUUGGAAGAGGGAAUUGCAGGAGGAGGCAAAGUUAAAAAGUUUGGCAAUAAUAGCAUAACCAGUCUCACAAUCUAUGCAGUGUUACCUAUCCAUAGCACCCUCCACCAUCAACAGUAUCUGCAAAGAAGAUGCUGUUCCUCUUCUGUCUUUCACAGUCAUUAUUAUUGUUAUACAGCAUGCAGUUUUGUUGUUUCUUGUUUCCAUUUAUAUUGUUCUACUUAUUGUGUAUGUUUUCCUGGCUACUUAAUCAACCUUCCUUCAGUUUAUGUCUUCUUAUGCUUCACUAUAUUCUUUAUAUUCAGAUAUAGCACAAUAAAAUUUUUCUUGUUA
This is a messenger RNA of Sarcophilus harrisii (Tasmanian devil), 2416 nucleotides long. RefSeq names its product AU RNA binding methylglutaconyl-CoA hydratase (gene AUH). The transcript is spliced from 10 exons. The record is from RefSeq and is a predicted model, not a curated record. Gene Ontology annotation, molecular function: enoyl-CoA hydratase activity. Gene Ontology annotation, cellular component: mitochondrion. NCBI's taxonomy places the organism in Eukaryota, Metazoa, Chordata, Mammalia, Dasyuromorphia, Dasyuridae. Gene Ontology annotation, biological process: fatty acid beta-oxidation. The coding region runs from base 48 to 1046 and encodes 332 amino acids.